Molecule: messenger RNA, 1309 nt
Organism: Uloborus diversus
Lineage: Eukaryota; Metazoa; Arthropoda; Arachnida; Araneae; Uloboridae
Product: C-factor-like
Exons: 5
Coding region: 78-851 (257 amino acids)
Source: RefSeq, a predicted model, not a curated record
UAGAGUCAAACCGGAAAGCGGUUCAGUGAAAAACGCAUAGGGUUCUGUUUUCGGCAUCAGAACAAAUUUUCGCUAAAAUGGAAGCGCAUAGUGUUUUUGUUACUGGAGCAAACAGGGGUAUAGGGCUGGAAUUCGUCCGACAAAUUGUUCGUCUACCGAAGCCACCCAGAUAUGUCAUAGCGACAUACAGAUCUCGAGAUAGCACGGAGGAACUGGAAAAAAUUAAAGAUUCUUCUAAAGAUAGCAUGGUGUAUAUGGUUAAAAUGGAUGUCACAAAAGUCAAUGAAAUACGGGCUGCUCGUAAAAUUACCCAGGAUUUGGUGGGAGAACAAGGAUUGACUUUGCUAAUAAACAACGCUGGUGUCGGAGCUGGACAAUCAUUUCCUAAAUUAACAGAAGAAAAUCUACAAUACCACUAUAAAAUAAAUACUGUGGGGCCAAUUAUGGUGUUACAGGAAUUUUUACCAUUACUUGAAAAAGCUGCAUCAUUCAACAAACGAAUACCAGAUUUAAGGAUGUCGGUUUCGAGAGCAGCUGUGCUGAACAUAAGCUCCCUCGCUGGCUGCAUAACUAAAGCUGGAGAAAAUGAGCUUGAUCAAUCCUUUCCCGGUUAUAAGAUAAGCAAAGCAGGUCUGAAUAUGGCAAUGAGGGUGAUUGCUGCAUCGGUCAAGGAGCAUGGAAUUUUGGUCAUCAACAUGUGUCCUGGAUAUGUAAAAACUGACCUAACAACAGGUAGAGGAUCAUUGGAACCUCACGAAAGUAUCCAAACCAUGUUGGAAACAUUACCCAAAUUGGAUGAAGAACAUCAUGGAUCUUUUGUGGACAGAUUAGGGAACAUUUACCCCUUUUGAAGGAUCAAACUGAAUGCUGAUAAUGCAACAUGCCAUGACUUGGAAUCUUACAUUUUAAUCUUCUGAGUUUAUUGAAGACUAUUUUAAUCUUCUAUGUCCCUGACUUCUGUCUUACUGUUGUUGCCUAUUGCAAAAUAUAAACUCAAUAGCUGACAUUCUCAGACAGAAAAAAAAAAACAAACAAACUAAAAUUAAAAAUUAAAAAAAAACCCAACUGAGUUGCAAAUGUAGAACUAUGAGGGAAAAUUGAAAAUCCUUUUAAAAGCUUUAUACUAUUAAAAUCAGUUACAAGUAUUUUACUUGUUAACAAAUAGAAACAGGUAACAGAUAAAAAUUUUAAAUCAUUGCGUUUAAUUUCCUUGUCGCCAACAACGAAUUCGGUUACCAAUCGCGUAAAUAAUAGCUUAGCCGUAUUUAAAAUUUGCUUUAAAAAAGCCCUAUAAUUCGAAUUCUAUGUA